AUGUAUUUUUGCCAUCUGCCUUUUAGAAAUUGCCUAAGCAAAAAUUUCAGAUUGGCUGCAGGCUUAACAACACACAAAUUCGCUCAAACGUUCCAAACAAGAAGAUUUGCUACUGAACUUAUAUCUCAGGUAGCAAGAAAACAGCUAAAUUCCUUUAUAAAUACCUUACUUGAUCCUCAGUUUUCAGAUCAUCAUUUAAGAAAGUAUCUCCGAACUGAAGAUAUGAGAUGAUGUAACGAAUACUGCAUGGGCAUGGUUUUGACUUCUAUGCUAAAGAAAAAAGAUCCUUAUAUAUCCCUCCUGAAUUAUUUUGAAGAGAGAAUUUUAUUUAUGAAUUUGACUGAUUCAAUAGCCUGCUCUAAUUUAAUCAAAUUGUUUAGCAAACUCGACUACGUUCUUACUGAAGAAGCUUUAUUAAAAUUAGUUGAUGCUGUCCUUCAUAUAAAAGAUGAAGCAGACUCCUCAAAGCAUAUUUCUUUAUUUCUCUUCUCUAUUGCAAAGUCACAUCUCACAUUUUUGCAAAAAAUGACGAUUUUUACAAAAUUUGAAGAUUUAGUGGUUUCUCGAAAAUAUACUUUUAACAGUGACGACAGAGGACAGCUUAUAUUUGCGUUUUCAAAAAUAAUAACUGAGCGUUCUUCAGAUCUUUUGUAUUUUCUCAUUAACAAUACACCUUUUAUUGAGAAAAGCCCAGAAGAGAUUUUAUCAAUCCUUGACGCAAUUCAGUUUACUGCAGUGCAAAACGAUCAUAUUAUUUUAGAAAAAACAGAAAAAUUUUAUAUUAAAUAUCACCCAUUCCUGGAACGAGUUGAGUAUAUAAAAGUUGUCCACUCAUUUUCUAAAAGGAAUUAUGGGAGCAAGGAAUUAUGGGAAAUUCUACAGGAUUGCUUUUUUUGGUUUGAUUAUGAUGAUCAUUCAUUAGGUGUGGUUUACUCUAGCUUUGUAAGGACUAAUAAAACUUCAGAUCAGUUUUUAAGGCAAAUUUGGCCAUUGAUUGAGGAGAGAAUAGGAAACUUCAUUGAAAAGCAUAGAGGUUCCAUAAUUUAUUUUAUGAAAAAAAGAAAUAUAACUAGUGAUCAAAGUUAUAAAGAUCCACAGAAGACAAGAGCAACAAAUGACAAAAAUUUAGUAUAUUUUAUAUAGUGAAUUUUUAAUAUAAAAAAUAUGGGAAUAACUAAUUUUUUAAAAUAUUGACAAUGGAUAGUAUUUAUAUUGUGAAAUAUUAAUUAAAUAAAUAUAGAAAAUGAAGAAACCGAGAAAUAA
Blepharisma stoltei is the source of this 1263-nucleotide messenger RNA. The record is from the annotation of a GenBank genome assembly. NCBI's taxonomy places the organism in Eukaryota, Ciliophora, Heterotrichea, Heterotrichida, Blepharismidae.